This is a messenger RNA of Sphenostylis stenocarpa, 612 nucleotides long. Lineage: Eukaryota; Viridiplantae; Streptophyta; Magnoliopsida; Fabales; Fabaceae. The record is from the annotation of a GenBank genome assembly.
AUGCCACAUUGGCAAUCCGUGUAUCACCCUCUCCACCAAUUAGGGUGGAUUCUAGAGCCCUAUAUAAUUCCAUUCUACUCAGAAACUUAUUUCAUUGCCUCCUGUCUCAGUUCUCACACAUUCUUUCCGUCCUUCCUUCGAAACGCAAAUUCUAGGGUUAGGUUUUCCAAUUUAUUCGCCUAUCAGAAAAUGAGUUCAACCGGUGGUUCAACCAAGGGUGGAAGGGGCAAGCCCAAGGCCUCCAAAUCCGUUUCAAGAUCGCAGAAAGCUGGUCUCCAAUUCCCUGUUGGGAGAAUCGCUCGAUUCCUGAAGGCUGGCAAAUAUGCAGAGCGUGUUGGUGCUGGUGCUCCAGUUUACCUCUCUGCGGUUCUUGAGUAUCUUGCCGCCGAGGUUUUGGAACUGGCUGGAAAUGCUGCUAGGGAUAACAAGAAGAAUCGAAUUGUUCCGAGGCACAUUCAGCUUGCGGUGAGGAAUGAUGAGGAGCUUAGUAAAUUGUUGGGUUCUGUCACCAUUGCCAACGGAGGGGUUUUGCCCAAUAUUCAUCAAACUCUUCUUCCCAAAAAGGUUGGCAAGGGGAAGGGCGAAAUUGGUUCUGCUUCUCAAGAGUUUUAG